AUGUUCUCCAAGACAAUCCUUGCAGCCGUCGUGCUCGUGGCGGCCUCCGCCACGCUCGCGGAGCCGCUGCCGCCCACGCCCUGCCUCAAGGCGUGCUUCCCCAAGGACCACGUCUGCGGUGAAGGGCAGGUUCUGGUCCCGCCUACGGGCGACGGCGGCUGCUUCGUGUGCUGCGUCGCGCCCUCGCCCCCACCAGAGCCUCGCGAGGUCUGCUUGGCUGUAUGCCUCCCCGAGGACGCCGUAUGCCCUGACGGACGCCCCUUGUCAGGCGGAAACGGCUGCUUCAACUGCUGCGGGCCCAAGUAA
Messenger RNA from Pleurotus ostreatus (oyster mushroom), 306 nucleotides. RefSeq lists its product as uncharacterized. The coding region runs from base 1 to 306 and encodes 101 amino acids. The record is from RefSeq and is a predicted model, not a curated record. The transcript has a single exon. Lineage: Eukaryota; Fungi; Basidiomycota; Agaricomycetes; Agaricales; Pleurotaceae.